AUGAGAUUGAACUUCGCUUACCCGGCGACGGGCCAACAGAAGUCGUUCGAAAUCGAAGAUGAGAAGAGACUUCGAUUCUUGCACGACAAGCGUAUGGCUCAGGAGGUUGCCCUCGACCCUCUCGGAGACGAGUGGAAGGUGCGCUUUUUUCUUUAAUGGCGUAUUCAUCGGAUCAACGGAACAUGCUUCAAAACAAAAAUCGUGCUCAUCGGCGCGCCGAAGUUGCUCCAAAACAGUACUAAUUUUUGUUUUGGAGAAAUAUUCUUGCGUUUCGAAGCAAUUUUCGUUUUGUCCGAGGAACACGCUAUAAGAAAAGUUUACAAAUUUGAUUCUUUUUUUUUUGUAAAUGUUCGAUUCAUGUUUUUCUUUUAACUUUUUUUUUUUAUUUUGAAUCAUAUACUAUUGUAAUGCUUUGUUCAGACUUAUUUUUCUAACUCUCAUGGCUAUUGAAAACUUCGCGGAACAAUUUUAAACAACCCUUGACAUUAUAAAAUUUUUGGACACAGUUUUACGCUUUAAACAGUAGGAGCUUCAAACGAACUACAAUCGAAAAUUUUAUGGAGUGUUCAAAGUUAUUCCGCGAAGUUGGAAAAAAAGGUCAAGAUGUGAGAAAGAUAACGGAAUUUGAGGGAGUUUUCGGGGGAAAUUUUUUUGAACACGGCAUUGAAAAUUUCGUUUUUUUUUAUCCUUCAUUUACUAAAUUCAGGGAUACAUCGUCCGAAUUGGUGGUGGAAACGACAAGCAAGGUUUCCCCAUGAAACAAGGAGUCUUGACCAACGGCCGUGUUCGUCUGCUCCUGAAGAAGGGACAGUCUUGCUACCGCCCACGUAAAACUGGUGAGCGCAAGCGCAAGUCGGUCCGUGGUUGCAUCGUCGAUGCUAACCUUUCCGCCCUCAACCUUGUCAUCGUCAAGAAAGGUUUGUCCCUAACUAUUCGUUUGCAAAAACAAAGAAAACUUUAGGAGAUGAUGAUGUCGAGGGACUUACUGACCAAGUUCAACCUCGCCGUUUGGGACCUAAGAGAGCUUCUCGCAUCCGCAAGCUCUUCAACCUCUCCAAGGAAGAUGAUGUUACGAAAUACGUUAUCACCCACGAGCGCAAGAAGGAAGGUAAGCAAAAAUUCUUGCUUUUUUUAUUCUCGUUAAAAUGCAAUCAUUUCUUUCUUGCUUUUUGGCGCAACGCUCUUAUUUAUUUCUAUGAGCGUGCGUUACUAGAAAGCAAAAUAAAUAUCUGCAGUAUCUGCUCAUAAUCUCUGCCCUUGGUGUGAUGCUUCGGUAGCAAAUGUUUAUGGGUUCGUAGAUAGAUGACAAUUUAUCCACAUUUAGGAAAGCCAACUCGCGUUGUUGCCCCCAAGAUUCAACGACUUGUGACCCCGACAGUUAUCGCUCGCCGCAAGGCUCAACUCAGGAAGAAGCGCAACCAGAGAAUUAAGUCCCGAGAAGAAGCUGCCGCUUACCACAAAUUGUUGAACAAAUACGCCAAGGCAUGUUUUUGUAUCAUUCAAAUUGUUUGUGACGUUGUUUUUGCACAAAAAAUAUCAUGACCGAACUUUUUCAGGAGCAACACGACCUCAAGAUCGCCCGCAGAAGAAGUUCGGCUUCGCACACGUCAGAUGACGGUAAAAAGACGGCUAAAAAAUAAAACUAUUGUUAACAUUGUUUUUUGAAUAAAAAUUUGUUGGUUUUUUGAUAAACCUUAAUGCAUUUCAAACGUGAUCGAAUUAUUAACGUCUUGAAAGUUGAACUUUUCAAUCAUUUCGAUGCGGUUGAAGCGUAAAGACUCCUCUUUCUCCAGCUGCGAAGAGUCCGCAGACACGGAAAAAUAUAUUUCUCUUAAUCAGGUUUUCUGCUUUCAAAAUUCUAGAGUUUCAUUUGACUAUGUCAGACGCUGGUAGUUUUUGACGUUGAACAGCCGCGGAAUGCUCAGCAAACUUUGACUAUGCGACGUCUUCCUGGCGUCGGGCCAAUCGCAUGGCGUUUUCAGGUUUAAUUGAGAGUUGAAAAGAAAGUUAAGCGGUUUUUAAUCAGACGAAUGCUCCAACAAGGUACAUUGUCUAUCCCAACAGUGGGGUAAUGUCCGAUGACGACGCCGUUCAGGUUUAAAAUAAACUUCUAGGGAUUCCAUAAGUUUUCUGUGGUCUUUCAGGUCGUGAUAACUUUGGUCGACAAUCGGUACAGUCCUCAGCACAAGCUGCAAAUCCACGCCAAGCAGUACACUGGAAAACAAAGUCUUGAUGCGGUUUUCAGAACACUUCUUUAAGUUGAAUAAUAAUUUUAAAAAGAUGUGGAAAGAGCCCAAUGGCACGCAGAUUAUUCAUUUGGACCUCGGCACGACUUUGAUGAACCUCGACCACGCAGCUUGCAUGAGUGAUGUUGGUCUUUUUGAAAAAAAUAUACUUUAUUUUUUUCUUCAAAAGUUGUAGUUUAUUCAUCGAGAUGAGAAAAUUAAAUGUUGGCUUCAAGCCGAGCUCUUUCUGAAAUUUUUAAAAAGUUUUUGGCCCCGAAUCGUAGAUUUCUAAUUAUGAUAUUCACUCUGAAAAAGACUAUGGCUAUCAAAUUUAAAAGUGAUCUUCACUACUGAAAUUUCAAUAAAACACAAAAAUUGGCUCCAGGAAGCCGGCAGCAAGACCGACAUCCGCCAAAUUCUCAGCUUGAGCUCGACUGUUGGUCAAGAACGCAUCAAAGAACUAGAAGGUAGGAAAAUAAAAUUUUUUUCAACUUUUUUGGAUCAAACUUCAAAGUAAAACUUUGAAAAAUUUCGUUCCGAAACUUUUUUUCAGAAAAAAAAUAUUAUGUGUGUUGUUUCAAGAAAAUCGAUCCAAUGUACUCGCAAUUUUAAAUUUUUCGAGUUGACGGACUUGGGUUCAUAUAAUAAAAAAAUAUAAUAAAAAAAUGAAAACGAGUUAUAUUUCAAAUCGCCGCGCGACCGCGACGCACCUAGCCAUUCUCCAUGCGACUUUUUUUCUCAACUUUUUUUCCUUUCUAAAUUCAGAAAUUUUUUUCAAUCGAAAUUUUGAGUUGAUUCGUUCUCCUAAGUUGUGUUUUUGUAUAAAAAUUAGGAAUUUCAAGAAAUCUACGCGAUGGCCGAGCAAGACAACGCGACACUGGCCAACAACGUUGACCAAUCCAAUAAAUUGAAAGAAGUUUUGGUCACUCAAUUGAGCAGCAAGUGUGUUUUGAAAAAGACUCAAAAAAUUUUGAAAAAUGAUGUCCACAAAAUGCGAAAUUAUCUCUCCAAAAUCCAGUCAUAUUUUCCUUUCUCUUACGAACUUCGCGGAAUCACUUUGAACACAGCAUAAUUGAAAACUAUACUGAAUAUGAGAAAGAGAAAAUGGGAAAUUUAUUCAGAAAAGAAUACGCGGCAGAUCUCCGCAAGGCUCUUUCCAUCCUUGAGUCUAAGUACAUGCGAAAAAGUGCUGAAGUGAGUUUUCAAUCCGGAAUUUUAGAUUAAAACAAAAAAAGUGUAUCAGAAAUCAAAAAAAAAAAUGAAGAUGGAAUAUUGCUGACUAUUGUUGUGUUCAUGCCUUUUUAUUCGAUACAAUUUUUUUUUACAGUUUAAUUCGAGACCUCAAAAAUAAAUAUAAAAAAAGCAAAAAGAUUACUGCGUUCGGGGGGAAUCGAACCCCCGUCGAAUGCUUGGAAGGCAUCCAUGCUGACCAUUACACCACGAACGCUUCUGCAGCGAAAGCUUGAGAAAUCAUAUCCAUCCCGGGAGGAACAGGAAACUUGAAGAGCGAAAUCGGGUCAGAUCUCCUUUCGGAAACGACUUCCGAAGCGUAUCUCAACCUGUUCCUCCCGGGUUGGAUACGAUUUCUCAAGCUUGCGUUGCAGAAGCGUUCGUGGUGUAAUGGUCAGCAUGGAUGCCUUCCAAGCAUUCGACGGGGGUUCGAUUCCCCCCGAACGCAGAAACAUUUUUGCCUUUUGAUAAUUCUAUGAAAGACUGAAAAACUAUCAUAACUAUACAUUCAGUCUCAAAAAUAUAAAAAUGGCUAUUGAAAAAAGUAAAAAUAAAAAAUAAAAGUUUUCAUAUUCAAUAUAGUCCGUCCGCCGCGACUUGACAGUUUUCGCGUGUCUGCGUCUCUCUGUUCCCUCACCGGGGAGGUCAGAAAAAACAUGGAAAUAGCUUUUCAAAAUGAGAGAGACGUAGAGAAAUUAGAAGGCGCACAGAAGUCCCGCCCUUUCAAGUCGCGUAAAACGGACUAUAUACAAUUUUCUGAUUUUCAUUUAUUAACCUAAAAGUAGUGUUAACUGUGAGGUGAAAAUAGGAAAUCGAUAAAAUUCGGUUUUCAAAAAAAUUGAAUUUCUCAGAGUUGGCAAUUUAAUUCAGAUAUGUUGAAAUGAUCAAAUUGACCUCCAAAUGAAUAUAAAAAAGGCAAAAAUGUUUCUGCGUUCGGGGGGAAUCGAACCCCCGUCGAAUGCUUGGAAGGCAUCCAUGCUGACCAUUACACCACGAACGCUUCUUGAAGGCAAUCUUGAGAAAUCGUAUCCAACCCGGGAGGAACAGGUUGAGAUACGCUUCGGAAGUCGCUUCCCAAAGGAGAUCUGACCCGAUUUCGCUCCUGUAUUUUCCUGUUUCUCCCGCAUUGGAUACGUUUUCUCAUGCUUUCCUUCCAGAAGCGUUCGUGGUGUAAUGGUCAGCAUGGAUGCCUUCCAAGCAUUCGACGGGGGUUCGAUUCCCCCCGAACGCAGAAACCUUUUUGUUUUUUUUUUUUUAAUUUUAUUUAGAGGUCUGAAAGUGUUUUCAGUUCAAAUUAUUCCUAGUCUCUUUGACUUGAACUAGAGAAAAUCUCAAAUCUGAUUAUUUUUACUGCUUUCUCUGGAGAAUGGAUUUUCUAAAAGUACCGGGAAAUAAAAGAGUCUUGAAAUCAUCAUUUUUCAUUACCAGGUGGACCGUUUGGGAGCCGAACUCGCGAAUCUCCGCACCCACCGCACUGUCCGCGUCGAAAACACUUCAAACUGCGUCAUUUCUUGA
Messenger RNA from Caenorhabditis auriculariae, 4970 nucleotides. The record is from the annotation of a GenBank genome assembly. NCBI's taxonomy places the organism in Eukaryota, Metazoa, Nematoda, Chromadorea, Rhabditida, Rhabditidae.